UUAGAAACUUGCCUUGCCUACGUCACUGGCAGGACAACUGGCUUCAAACACACUUUGGUCUGCAGCGCAUGGAGCCGUUAGGAGCCGGACCACGCAAACCAAAGCGCAAAUGCUUCUUCCAUCGCGCGUUCGCGUUUGAAACGCCAUCUUUACACGCGUAGGGAGGCAUGAAGCGCAAGAGCGAGCGACGGAGCGAGUCGAGGAAAAGACUCCGCGCGUCUCUGAGGGAGCAGACGGAGUCCAAGAGCGAUAUUUACCUUCGUAUCACAGAUCAGCUGUAUUUCGCUCUUCUUCAUCAGAAGCUGAAGAGCAGUCCUGACAGACACUGUUUCUGCAUCGAUGAAGAGCUUUCCUAUGAGAACUUCUAUGCGGACUUCGGCCCGCUCAACCUGGCCAUGUUUUAUCGCUUCUGUUGCAAACUCAACAAGAAGCUGAAGUCUUGUGCUCUUGCAAAGAAGACAAUUGUGUUUUAUACCUGUGGUGACCGAAAGAAACAAGCCAAUGCUGCGUAUUUGAUCGGCUCUUAUGCUGUAAUGCAUCUACAGAAAACGCCAGAAGAAGCGUACAGCCUUCUGGUUUCCCAAAAUGGAUCUUACCUUCCGUUUCGAGACGCAUCUUUUGGAGCUUGCAUGUACAAUCUGAGUAUCCUUGACUGUCUGCGGGCCGUUCACAAGGCUCUCCAGUUUGGCUGGCUGGAUUUCUCAAAGUUCAAUGUGGAGGAAUAUGAACAUUAUGAGCGGGCAGAAAAUGGAGAUUUCAACUGGAUAAUUCCAGGAAAGUUUUUGGCUUUUAGCGGCCCUCAUCCAAAUAGUAAAAUUGAGAAUGGAUACCCUCUUCAUGCCCCUGAAGCGUAUUUCCCCUACUUCAGGAAGCACAACGUCACCACCAUCAUCCGGCUCAACAAGAAGAUGUACGACGCCAAGCGUUUCACAGACAUGGGCUUCAAGCACCAUGACCUGUUCUUUGUAGACGGCAGUACGCCCAACGAUGCCAUCAUCACCAAAUUCCUGAACAUCUGCGAGAAUGCAGACGGAGCCAUUGCGGUCCACUGCAAAGCCGGACUGGGCCGAACGGGGACACUGAUUGGCUGUUAUAUGAUGAAACAAUUCAGACUGACGGCAGCUGAAGCCAUCGCAUGGAUCAGGAUCUGCAGACCCGGUUCGAUCAUCGGACCUCAGCAGAACUUCAUCGACGAAAAGCAGGCGAGUCUGUGGGCAGAAGGGGAUUUGUACCGGCAAAAAAUAAAUGAGCAGGAAAACGGCUCGAGUAAAACACUAGUGGCUGGAAUCCUAUCAGGAGUGGAAGAUAUUUCCAUUAAUGGUACAAACAAGAACAUUUCACAGAGAAAAACAGUCUCUGAGAUGCACUCUGAGGAAGAGGAGUGCGGAGGACUCACACAAGGCGACAAAUUGAGAGCUCUGAAGAGUAAGAGGCAGUCCAGAGCAUCCACGGGUUCAAUAUCGUUAGAAGAGAAUACUAUUCACACCAAAUCAACACCAAAUUCAUUAAGCUCAGAUAAAAGGAAAAGAACUCGGGCCUCCCUUGGAUCCAGCAGGACCAGUAGCCCUUUACAUUCAAGACUCGCUAAAUCUUUAGGCAGCUUGCACGUAACAGCCUGUGAAAAGGAUCAGGUGUUUUCUGGCUCAGUGGCCAACAAUAAUUUCAUCAAGCAGUCAAACUUAAAGCACUUAAGCCCAGUGAACAGUCAGCCGCACGCGGCCCAGAGAUCACUGCAGCUCUAUGGCCUCGGCUCAUAACUCCAUCUCCAAAGCUCGAGUUCCUCUCCUCCGCUGAAACCCGCAGAGGAUCCAGUCAAGAACAACAUCUCUGCUCUGAUUUCACUCGAGCGUUACUCCUUGUCUAAGCGAUCUACUAUAAACCAUAUUCAAACUGUGUUUACUGAGAAAUCAGCAGAUGUUAACCAUUUUUAUUUUGAUCAAGAGAAUGCAAUGAGUUUAUUUUUAAGCAUCUGUGAAGUUUGACUUUUUAUGCCAUUGUAAACAUCAUGAGUGUUGGAAGCUGCCUUUGCCAUUAUGCAUUGUUACUAAACCUGUAAUAUUGUGUUUUUUAAUACUGUAGUUAGUACUUUAUUAAUACUUACAGAAGUGUGACAGACUGUAAAUAACCCAAUGUGAAUCAUAUUGUGCUAAUCGUGACUGAAAGCUGUAUAUAGGCUGGAGUUUGAUAGACUAAAAGAACUGUUUGUUUUUUUUUUUUUUUUACUGUAAAUAAUGCAUACCUUUAUUUUGAUGAUCAAAUUUAAAUCAUGAUUAUUUCACAUAUAAUAGGAAAGGAUUUGAGUCAUAUCCCUUUUAAUAAAUCCUUUCUGCUAUUGCAAA
Cyprinus carpio (common carp) is the source of this 2339-nucleotide messenger RNA. Its product is annotated as dual specificity protein phosphatase CDC14A-like. Gene Ontology annotation, molecular function: protein serine/threonine phosphatase activity; protein tyrosine/serine/threonine phosphatase activity. The record is from RefSeq and is a predicted model, not a curated record. Lineage: Eukaryota; Metazoa; Chordata; Actinopteri; Cypriniformes; Cyprinidae. Gene Ontology annotation, cellular component: mitotic spindle; nucleolus; centrosome. Gene Ontology annotation, biological process: protein dephosphorylation; cilium assembly; microtubule cytoskeleton organization.